Messenger RNA from Parastagonospora nodorum SN15, 1623 nucleotides. RefSeq lists its product as hypothetical. Gene Ontology annotation, molecular function: carbohydrate:proton symporter activity. The coding region runs from base 1 to 1623 and encodes 540 amino acids. Gene Ontology annotation, cellular component: membrane. The record is from RefSeq and is a predicted model, not a curated record. Gene Ontology annotation, biological process: carbohydrate transport; transmembrane transport. The transcript has 4 exons. NCBI's taxonomy places the organism in Eukaryota, Fungi, Ascomycota, Dothideomycetes, Pleosporales, Phaeosphaeriaceae.
AUGUCGGAUGUACAGCCAACGCUGGCCACGCAUCCCCGCUUUAUGGGGAUGCGAGGCCGAUCACUGGAUUUGAUGGUUUCAGUCAUUGCAACCACGGGAUUUCUGCUGUUCGGAUAUGAUCAGGGUGUCAUGUCAGGGAUCAUCUCUGCUGAGCCGUUCAUGAACUAUUUCCCAGAGACACUCCACAACAGUACCUGGCAGGGAUUCGUGACAGCUAUCUACGAAAUUGGGUGUCUCUUUGGCGCCGUAUUAAUGCUGGUUUUCGGCGAUGCGCUCGGGCGACGCAAAGGAAUCAUGGGUGGCGCAAGCAUCAUGAUUCUCGGGACGAUCAUCCAAGUGGCUUCGUUCAAAGGCCACAAUGCGACCGCACAAUUCAUCAUCGGUCGUGUUGUUACUGGUGUAGGCAAUGGCAUGAACACCGCGACAAUUCCAACGUACCAAGCCGAGUGCUCCCGAACCAAGAACCACGGUCUUCUCAUCUGCAUCGAGGGCGGCGUUAUCGCUUUUGGCACCCUUAUCGCAUACUGGAUCGACUUUGGAUGCUCCUACGGCUCGGACAAUUUCUCUUGGAGGUUCCCGAUCUCUUUCCAGUGCGUGUUCGCGCUCAUAGUGCUUUUUGGCAUGAUCUGGCUACCGGAAUCACCACGCUGGUUGUUGACAAAAGACCGUCAUGAAGAUGCGGCCAAGGUUAUCUCCGCGCUGCGCGGUCACGCCGUAGAAGAUGAAGAAACACGUUUCGAGGCACACAUCAUCAUGGACAGUAUCCGAGCUUCUGGUCAUAAGGGAGGCAUCACGCCUUUCAGUGCGCUUUUCACAAAUGGCAAGACGCAGCACUUCCGACGAAUGAUGCUGGGUGCUUCCUCUCAGCUCAUGCAGCAAAUUGGUGGUUGUAAUGCUGUCAUUUACUACUUCCCCCUCCUCUUCGAGAACUCGAUUGGCGCAACGCACGAUUUGGCGCUCCUCCUUGGCGGCGUAAACAUGAUCGUGUACUCCAUCUUCGCCACUACAUCCUGGUUCAUUAUCGAACGCACCGGCCGUCGGAAGUUGUUCCUCAUCGGUACUGUUGGCCAAGGUCUCUCCAUGGUCUUGGUAUUUGCAGCAUUGAUCCCGGGCACCAAGAGCGCUGCGAAGGGUGCAGCAGUUGGCUUGUUCACGUACAUUGCCUUCUUCGCUGCAACCUGGCUACCAUUGCCAUGGCUCUACCCCGCGGAAGUCAACCCAGUCAAAACGCGCGGCAAGGCGAAUGCAGUGUCGACGUGCACGAACUGGCUCUUCAACUUCCUCGUCGUCAUGAUCACGCCAAUCAUGAUCGACCACAUCAAAUGGGGCACGUAUUUGUUCUUCGCGUGCAUCAACGCGUCUUUCCUGCCGUUUAUCUGGAUCUUCUACCCGGAAACGAAGCAACGCAGCUUGGAAGAAAUCGACUUGAUCUUCGCCAAGGGCCACCUGGAGAACAUGAGUUACGUCAAGGCUGCGAAGGAGUUGCCGUUCAUGGAUCCUCGUGGCAUCGAGCAGAUGCAGCGACAGUAUGGCUUCUUCGACGACGACGGCUCGGAUGGCUUGUAUCCUGGCGUUGCGUCUGAGAAGGGAGGGGAUGCUGUUAUCGACGAUGUGAGGGCAUGA